Messenger RNA from Danio rerio (zebrafish), 2906 nucleotides. The record is from RefSeq and is a predicted model, not a curated record. Lineage: Eukaryota; Metazoa; Chordata; Actinopteri; Cypriniformes; Danionidae.
GCCACCUGAUCCCUACUUCUCAGAACUCCAGCGAUCAGAUGUCCCACUUUACUGGCAAGAGUCUGUGUCAGUCUCUAACUGACAGAGUAAAGACGACCAGAAGAGCCAAAAUGACCAGAUCAACACAAAGACAAAAUAUCAAGCUAAUCAGAUAGCAUGGACCUGUUCUCUAUUAGAAUAGCUAAUCUGAAAUCAACCGUAAGUGUUCGAGUCCUGCUGCUAAUAUGAGUGUAUGAAGUAAGUCAUGGCUGAUCCAGAGGAACUGGAGUCUGUGGCAGGUGUAGAUGUUGGGGCUGAUGUAAAUGGAGAAUCUAUUCCCUGUAUAGAAAGCACACAAACAGAUGGUCAGGAAACAGAGCAUCAGAUAUAUCCCAACCAAUCAGAGGAGGUCUCUGUCACCGAGACAGACAUGCCUUCUGUUGAUGUCCUGCAAAAUGUCAGUCACCUGGACGGUUCAAGUGCCAGUCCUGUCCCAGAAGUCCAACCCACAUCUGAAGUACCUUCCAAAGAGCCUCUAACAGAAACCCACUCAACACAACCCAGCCUGUCAUUGCCAGUUACUAAAGUCCAGCCCUUUGUCACAGAGGAAAAAACCCUCCGCAGCAGCUUGUUUGCACGCAGGAUGGAGAUACUAAUCAUCACUUGUGUCCUUCUCACUCUCAUUAUAGUGCUUGGCAUUGGACUGGGUGUUGGACUGAGCUGUGCUGGGAAGUUUCGAUGUUUCUCCUCCAGGUGUAUUAGCAUCUUAGCACAGUGCGAUGGGCAUUUUGACUGUGAACAUGGAGAAGAUGAGCUCAGUUGUGUGCGUCUGAGUGGAAAGAGCUCUGUACUUCAGGUGCUUAAUGAUGGAGUCUGGAGGACGGUUUGUGCUGAGAACUGGAACUCCAAUCUUUCACUCUCGGCUUGUAAGCAGCUUGGCUAUUCCAGGUUUGUGGAGUCAAAAGCUCUUCCUCUGUCCUUUAUUGAGCAGGAUUACCAGAAUAACCUGAUAUCAAUAGGACUGAACCAAACAAGUUUUCAGCAACCAGUCAAGAUACACAACAUAACUAAUUCCAGUAAAACUAAGUGCAGUCUGGGAAUGGUAACAGCACUUAAGUGCAUAGCUUGUGGUUCAAGACCCAAGUUCAGCGCUCGUAUAGUUGGUGGCAACCUGUCAGCUGAGGGUCAGUUCCCCUGGCAGGUCAGCCUACACUUCCAGAAUGAGCACCUCUGUGGCGGAUCCAUCAUAACGUCUCGCUGGAUCCUCACUGCUGCCCACUGUGUGUACGGGAUUGCUUAUCCUAUGUAUUGGAUGGUCUAUGCGGGAUUGACCGAGCUGCCACUGAAUGCAGUAAAGGCUUUCGCCGUGGAGAAGAUCAUUUAUCACAGCCGCUACAGACCCAAAGGCCUGGACCAUGAUAUUGCUCUGAUGAAACUGGCGCAGCCCCUCACCUUCAAUGGUAUGGUGGAGCCUAUCUGUCUGCCUAACUUUGGAGAGCAGUUUGAGGACGGUAAAAUGUGCUGGAUCUCAGGAUGGGGUGCCACUGAGGAUGGAGGAGAUGCAAGUGUGUCUCAGCACUGUGCAAGUGUCCCUCUGAUCUCCAAUAAGGCCUGCAGUCAGCCGGAGGUUUACCAGGGCUAUCUAACAGCAGGAAUGAUCUGCGCUGGCUAUCUGGAUGGAGGAACAGACUCCUGUCAGGGUGAUAGCGGUGGUCCUCUGGCAUGUGAGGAUUCCUCCAUCUGGAAAUUGGUGGGGGCCACAAGCUGGGGUCAAGGUUGUGCAGAAAAGAACAAACCCGGGGUUUACACACGCAUCACACAGUCCCUCACCUGGAUACAUCUGCAGAUGGAGAGAGAAGAAAUUCUCCAUCCGCUAACAGUCAGCUCUAAUUACUGAGUUUAAUCGUGGGAAAUCAGACUUCUGCCUUCAACCAACUUGUGCAUUCAUAUCUGGAAAGGUUUUAUUUGGUGUAAGUAGUCUUAUACAGUACUUGCUAUUGUGUUAAGAAAUAACUGCCAAACAAUUGUCCGACUUGUCAGGAGUAAUUGACAUGAUUAUUUUCAAAGACAUCAAGUGGACAAUGUGCUUCUGUCAAAAAUGCAAUAAACAGGAAGAAAAGAAACAAAGGCUCCAUCAUGCAGAACAUUUUUCCAGUCGCAAAACUUGGUCAAGCUUUAAUAUUAAACUAUUUUAGUGUUAACAGUCCUUAAAUAAUUGCUUAAAAACAACAACACACAAUUAACAACAUUAAAUGUAAAAACAGAGUGGCAAAAUAUUCAGACUUGACCUUUAUUUGACUUCAAUAAUGGACAUUUUAUGCCAUUUUCAUUUCCAAAGCUUCUUUCAUGAAUCUGAUUGAUAAGCUUUGCACAUGUGAGAUCAAACUACAUCAGCCUACAGAGCAAAAACAGAGAUCCCUCUGAAACGAAGGAAAGAUUACUGGAAGAGACUUGAACAGAUAUUACUCAAUUUCAUCAAUGCAUCCGGAUUUCUGUGCUUAUCAGCAAAAGAGUUUUACAAAAGGACGUGUAAGGCAUUUUGUACGCGAGUGUUAAAACCAAUUCACAAAUUGAAACAAUGGUUUAACUCCAAGAUCUUUUUUUUGUUUGUUUUUCUAAAAACAAGAAGAAAAACUCAUCCCCUGAAAACAGGGCAGAUAGUAUCGUUUCUGUACAUAAAUAUUCCCUAUAAAACACUAAAAAAAACAGCAAAAGAAAAACAACACUUUUAUACAACGUUUAUAUAUAAAAAUAAUCUCUUUUCUCAAACUCCGUCUUGGAGUCUCUACAAGCGUGAGCAUACUGAAGAGAACACAAACAUGCAGUGGGAAUAAAACCAGCACGACGACACACUCUUGGCAUCCAAAUGAGUUAAUACAGAAAACAAAAUUGACCAAACAUUCACUAAAGGAGUUUCAAAAGGUUCC